GUCUGGUUCCAGAACCGGCGGGCCAAGUGGCGCAAGGCCGAGCGGCUGAAGGAGGAACAGCGCAAACGGGGCGGCAGCGGUGGUGGUGGUGCGGACGGAGCCGACUCGCAGCUGAUGGGCGAUAAGCUCGACACGGACAGUCGGGACUCGAGCCCGGACAUUACGGGUGAUGCGGAUGACGACGAUAUGCGCAGCUCGAGCGUGCCGCCCAUGAGUCCGCGCGUGGACUCGGAACCCGAGCGGCCCUCCUCUUCGACGCAGCUCAACUCGACGCACUCUCACUCAGCAUCCAACAGUGCCGGAACUCCGUCACCGGGCCUCAAAUUUGCACCCUACUCGGUGCCGAGUCCAGCACCGUCCGCCUCGGCCGACUCACCGAUCGAGGUCGGUGGACCAAUCUCGCUGACGACCACAUCCAGGACUCCACCGAGCGAGUCGCCACACCAUGUGACCAGCAGCUCGAUCGCCAGCCUGUCGACGGCCACCACGACGCCCAGCUUCAGUAGCCACAUCUUCGGGAACUUCACCGAAAGGUAG
Anopheles cruzii is the source of this 537-nucleotide messenger RNA. RefSeq names its product homeobox protein NOBOX-like. Lineage: Eukaryota; Metazoa; Arthropoda; Insecta; Diptera; Culicidae. The annotation marks the transcript as partial. Gene Ontology annotation, molecular function: DNA binding. The record is from RefSeq and is a predicted model, not a curated record. The transcript is spliced from 3 exons.